AUGUCUACUGCUAAAUUGGCAAUCAAGAAGGUCACUGUUAUUGGGUCGGGCCUCAUGGGCGCUGGAAUCGUCCAAGUCGCAGCCCAAGCCGGUCUCUCCGUCACAAUGGUAGACCUAAACCCCGAUUUCCUCGCAAAAGGCACCUCCAUAAUCACAAACAGUCUCAAACGAGUCGCAAAGAAACAAUUCCCUGCUUCCCCAACAGACCAGCAAUCUCUAAUCACAUCCAUAAUGAAAAACAUUUCCACAUCAACUGACUCGCUCGCGUCUGUCGCAUCCACCGAUCUAGUCGUUGAAGCAAUCGUUGAAAACUUGGGCAAAAAGCAGGAAUUGUUUCGAAUGCUGGAUGGUGCUGCACCAUCACAUACGAUAUUUGUUAGUAAUACGAGCAGUUUGCCGAUUGGGGAUAUUGCUAGUUCUACGAAAAGGAGGGACAAGUUUGCGGGCCUCCAUUUCUUUAAUCCGGUGCCGCAGAUGAAGCUGGUGGAGAUUAUUAGGACUGGGGAGACUAGUCAGCAGACGUAUGAGGCUUUGAAGGAGCUGUGCAAGGUUAUGGGGAAGGUGUCUGUUGAGUGUAAAGAUACUCCUGGAUUCAUCGUCAACCGCUUACUCGUACCUUAUAUGAUGGAAGGCUUGAGAUUGGUUGAACGUGGUGAAGCUUCAAAGGAAGAUGUCGAUAUUGCUAUGAAACUUGGUGCUGGAUACCCUAUGGGUCCUUUCGAGCUCAUGGAUUACGUUGGUCUGGAUACAAUCAAAUUCAUUUGUGACGGUUGGUAUGAAUCUGGCAAAGGAUUGGCUGGUGACAAACUGAUCGCUCCUUCGCCUACUCUGGAUGAAAUGGUCAGGAAGGGAAACUUGGGCAGGAAGUCUGGAAAGGGGUUUUACGACUAUAGUAAAAUCUAA
Synchytrium microbalum is the source of this 903-nucleotide messenger RNA. RefSeq lists its product as uncharacterized. Gene Ontology annotation, cellular component: mitochondrion. Gene Ontology annotation, molecular function: NAD+ binding; (3S)-3-hydroxyacyl-CoA dehydrogenase (NAD+) activity. NCBI's taxonomy places the organism in Eukaryota, Fungi, Chytridiomycota, Chytridiomycetes, Synchytriales, Synchytriaceae. The transcript is spliced from 5 exons. The record is from RefSeq and is a predicted model, not a curated record. Bases 1 to 903 code for a protein of 300 amino acids. Gene Ontology annotation, biological process: fatty acid beta-oxidation.